Molecule: messenger RNA, 1125 nt
Organism: Suillus discolor
Lineage: Eukaryota; Fungi; Basidiomycota; Agaricomycetes; Boletales; Suillaceae
Exons: 5
Coding region: 1-1125 (374 amino acids)
Source: RefSeq, a predicted model, not a curated record
AUGACCGUACCUCCUGAACAAGCUAACCAAGCCUUGAACAUCACAUUAGCCACCCUGCAAUCGCUCAUGAAGCGUUGCAUCAAGGUAAAGGAGGGCGAUCCUGAGGCCUUAAGGUUAUCGGAUGGGAUUGCCAGGUGCGUGGCCAAGGACUUGAAAAUGUAUGGCGGAAACACCACAUCAUUCUCACCACAGCUGCUUUCUUUCGCUGCUGUUGUGAGAGAGAACUCAAAGGGCAGCACCUUCGAGAGUGUCCCAGACUGGACCUCCAUUACAGACAACGACCCAUGCAUCAAGAGCCACCCGCGCUUCGACAAGACCGUCGAUUAUCUCCCUCCUUCGCUCAAUGAUCUUGUCAUCGCUACAGCAACCACUAAUCCCCCUACUACCAUCACAACACCAACCACCGUCGUACCACCAUCGACACAAGCGGCCUUACCAUCCAUGCCAUCCCUCAUGGAGUCGGAUAUCCUUGCUGGGCCUGAAGCGGAAACGAAUGGAUCAUCGGGCCUUUGGAAGGGAGACGCCGAGGACCCCCCCAUCCCAAUCGACACUCCCGCCUCUCUGCCGGCAAAAUACAAUCUCUUCGUAGCCAGCACCAAGAAGAGAAAGCUCGUAGUAGAAGAUACAGAUGCGGCUGUUGCGGUAGCCCAGAACAAGUUGCCUUCCCCUUCUGAAGAGCCAGUCAAGAAAAGGAAGAAGGUUGAAUCCCAACCCAUUACCAAGCCUGCAGUGUGGGGCUUGGAUUCUGAUAUCGUGACUCCAUGGAAGCAUUCCGUUCGCUACCACCCCUGGCAGUGUGACAAAUGUGCCAAAUUAGACAUAGCCUGCAUCGUCCUCCCCGACAAGAAAUUUGGAUACACGCGCCUCGCCUGCAAAAAUUGCGACAGCAUGAAGAUCUCGUGUGCAAUUGACGGUGUUGGUGUCCGGCAGAGGUUGCAAGUGAAGGCAGUGAAAGCAUCCUCUGACCUGCCCCAACAAUCAAAGCCCUCGAACAUUGUUCAACAUGAAGAGAAAAAGCCAAAUGUCCUUCUGGGUCGGGUGCAAUCACCCGCUCCCACCAACCUGCUUGAACCGGAGCCCACUGCAAGAGAAAUCUUACAGGGCAUCCAGGACCUCGGCAAGUGA